AUGUCGCGCCCAGGUUACCAAAGAGCAUCUUCAACGAACAUUCAGUCAGGCGGCGCUCCACGACCGCUCGAAGGCAAAUUAGCAAUUGUCACGGGAGCAUCCCGAGGCAUUGGAGCAGCGAUUGCACGAAAUCUUGCAGCUAAAGGCGCAUCAUGUAUUCUAGGCUACACGUCCGACAAGUCCACUGAGGUCACUGAACAGCUGGCAAAGGAAUUACAGGACAAAAAUAGCGUCUCAACAUUGAUCAUCCAGGCUGACAUGGGAAAUCCAAAUGGACCUGCACAUAUCAUCAACACGGCGAAGAAUCAUUUCUCGCACCCAAGAAGCGGGAAGUUUCAAAUCGAUAUCAUCAUCAACAAUGCUGCUGUGUCCCUGAACCUACCGUUAGAGGAGGUCACAAUAGACAACUACAAUUGGCAGUACACUGUCAACGUGCUGGGACCUAUAUUGCUAAUGCAAGCCGCGCUGCCGUAUUUGCCUCAUGAUCGAUCGGGGCGUGUGAUCAAUCUCUCAUCCGUCUCAUCCAGCUUGGGAUUGAUUGGCCAAACAGUGUAUGGUGGAACGAAGGCAGCGAUAGACUCAAUGACGAGAACUUGGGCGCGAGAGCUAGCGGAACGUUGCACAGUCAAUGCGGUAAACCCAGGUCCAGUUGCGACAGACAUGUAUGGAGAGACCAGCGGAGACUUCCAGCUGCAAAUGAAAAAUCACAUCAAAUCAGCGCCGCUGAUGAAGGAGAGGAAGGGCGUCGAUCCCGACCAGUAUGUCGCGGAUGCGGAGAAGGUUGGAGGAAGGCCUGGGUAUGAUUAUGAGAUCGCAGGUGUCGUCGGUAUGCUCUGCUCGGAGGAUGGUGCGUGGUGCACAGGGUCUGUAGUAUGUGCCAACGGAGGAUUGAAGUUCAGUACCUAG
This is a messenger RNA of Bacidia gigantensis, 906 nucleotides long. RefSeq lists its product as uncharacterized. The record is from RefSeq and is a predicted model, not a curated record. NCBI's taxonomy places the organism in Eukaryota, Fungi, Ascomycota, Lecanoromycetes, Lecanorales, Ramalinaceae. Gene Ontology annotation, molecular function: oxidoreductase activity, acting on the CH-OH group of donors, NAD or NADP as acceptor. The transcript is spliced from 2 exons. Bases 1 to 906 code for a protein of 301 amino acids.